AUGGAGGCCGCAAAUAAACGACCUAUCAAUGGUAGCACAGACGACGAGUCUGCUAGCACCAGUACAUAUGGCUUCAAUUCGACUACGUCAGGACAGCAAGAAACUAGCAGCGACGCCGAUGCCCCAGUAACUUCACCCGUAUCGCCUCCAUACUGGGUUCAAGGCCAUCAGAGAUCCGUCUCCAACAUUUCAGUCGACUCUUUGCCUGGCGGAAUCACGUUGCAGGACAACACCGACGAGGACGAUGUGAAGAACAAAGCCUGUUGGGCUAAGAGUGUAUACAUCGAGGACCAUGUAAUUAUCAAUGGGAACAGAACCGGCAUAGGUGCCUUUGUGGUCUGGAAUAUCAAUGUGGAGACUCUGCAGGGAGGUACAAUACGCAUUCGAAAACGAUACUCUGAAUUCGACGAUCUGCGAUACAAACUCCUCCAAACCUUCCCAAACUCCGAGGCUGCUAUGCCAUCGCUACCACGAAAGAGCGUCAUAUCGAAGUUUCGACCCAAAUUUCUGGAGAAUCGAAGAACUGGGUUACAAUACUUCCUCAAGUAA
Molecule: messenger RNA, 549 nt
Organism: Lachnellula hyalina
Lineage: Eukaryota; Fungi; Ascomycota; Leotiomycetes; Helotiales; Lachnaceae
Gene: YPT35
Product: PX domain-containing protein
Exons: 2
Coding region: 1-549 (182 amino acids)
Cellular component (GO): endosome
Molecular function (GO): phosphatidylinositol-3-phosphate binding
Source: RefSeq, a predicted model, not a curated record